Gossypium arboreum is the source of this 1091-nucleotide messenger RNA. Its product is annotated as transcription factor bHLH95-like. Gene Ontology annotation, molecular function: DNA-binding transcription factor activity; protein dimerization activity. The transcript has 3 exons. Gene Ontology annotation, biological process: endosperm development; regulation of DNA-templated transcription. Bases 174 to 974 code for a protein of 266 amino acids. The record is from RefSeq and is a predicted model, not a curated record. Lineage: Eukaryota; Viridiplantae; Streptophyta; Magnoliopsida; Malvales; Malvaceae.
AUAUAAAAUAUAUAAAUUAGAUGUACAUACGUUUUUGUUUAGAUUCUGAGUAACGGCAUAGGCUUAUGAUUGUAUUUUGGGCACUUCCUUGUUGAAAGACAAUCUCUUUUUUCUUGUUUGCCACCUUUUAAACGUCUUUUCUCCUUUCUCUCUUUUAUCUUCUCAAUUCAGCUAUGUCUGCCACCCCUGGAAGUUUCUUCUUAUGCGAAAACCACCCAUUUCCACCACCUUCUAACAACAAUUCAGGCAGUGGUGGUGCCAAUGGAAGCGAAGACAACAACCAACAUGAAAAGCAACCUCUGCAAGACUCCACCAACAACAAGAGAGGGGGCGAAUCGGAUCAUGAAAUGCAUAUAUGGACCGAAAGAGAGAGGAGGAAGAAGAUGAGGAACAUGUUCUCCAACCUCCAUGCCUUGCUUCCUCAUCUAUCUCCUAAGGCUGACAAAUCGACCAUAGUCGACGAAGCAGUGAAGCACAUACAAACCCUAGAGAAAACCCUCCAAAAGCUGCAAAAACAGAAGCUAGACAGACUCCAAGAAGGACCCAAUCCCAUUGAUUUGGGUCACCAGGAUACAACCAGGGAAGCAUUCAUGGCGGAUCAAGUAUUAUCUGGAAACGAUGCUGCAGCCAAGGAUUUAAUAAUAAAAUCCAAUUCUGUUAUGGUCGCUCAACCCCGUUUGCAGUUUCAAACAUGGACCUCCUCCAACGUGGUGUUGAACAUCUGCGGCAAGGAAGCACAGAUAAGCGUGUGUUCCCCCAAGAAACUAGGGUUGUUCACCACUGUUUGCUGCAUCUUGGAGAAGCACCACUUGGAGGUCAUAUCUGCCCAUGUUUCCUCCCAAUCUAAUCGUUCCAUCUUCAUGAUUCAAGCUCAUCAGGUGGGAAGUAGUGGAGCUUAUAAUCAUCAGGUGUCAGAAGUGGACGAAAUAUUCAAACAAGCUGCAGCUGAGAUCAUGUUCUGCCUCACCUCUUGAUUAUAUGCCCUCUUUUACAUGCAUUUAUAGAUAAAUAUCUCACAGUUUUUCUGUAAAAGCUCCCAUAUAUGUAUGUAUGUAUGUAUAUAUAUGAGUAAAAAGCUCUUUUUUUCUGCA